AUUAUGUACCAGUUGAUUUCUGUGGUUUAACAAAGUCGCGUCUGGAAUUGUCGAAUUGCAUUGGUAGGAAAACAUUUCAAACGCAUUUCUUGAGCAUUUCUUGAGGAAAUCAUCAUGAAGGUGGUGUGGUCAACCUUUCUCGUAUUUUUUGCCUUACAUGCCGAGAGUUUGUCAGAGGGCGUGCCUCCAUUCCACCCAGAAUCAAUCGAAAACAUCUUAUUUCCGAAUUCUCAAGAAGUAGAACUAAAGUCCUUCCGCGUUCCGUCGCCACGAUUCCGUCUGCCAACUUCUUUUGACCCAUAUCACUAUGCAAUUAAAAUACGGCCAAUUUUAGAAGUAAUUACAGGCGAUUUUCCCCAGUGGUCAGCCCCUGGAGACGUGACGAUUUUCGGGACAUGUGCAUUCCCUACUACAAAUAUCACGCUUCAUUCUCAGGUGGCAAUUAACGAGGCUUCCGUAAAGGUCGUAAACACUGUCACACAAGAAGAGGUCGCUGUUGUGGGUCACUCGUACGACACGGAAAAGACGUUUUAUAUAAUUGAGCUUGGGACCUCGCUGAGUGUUGGCAUUCAGUACUCCGUCUACAUUGAGUACGUCGCUGAGGUUUAUCUGGAAAACUUGGAAGGUCUGUAUCGCAACCAUUAUGACGACCCAGACACAGGAGUGACCAAAUAUUCAAUCGCUUCUCAGCUUCAAGCAUUUGGAGCUCGUAAAGUAUUUCCCUCCUUGGAUGAGCCUGCCAUGAAGGCGACAUUUGAUGUGAAACUUGGUCGACGAAGCAAUUAUUCGAGCAUAUGCAAUUCUCCACUUGUGGAUUCCUCGCCAAUUCCCGGGAUGGAUGAUUGGUUCUGGGAUACGUUCAACACAACUGUGAAAAUGCCAACGUACUUGCUGGCGGUUAUCAUUUCAGAUUUCACUUACGACGAAGCAAGUCCCGACAUUUUCCACAAACCUGUUCGGACGUACGGACCUAAACACUUGAUUGAUGAAGGACACGGUGUUGUUCCAUCUGAAAUAGCAGCAAAAGUUCUCUAUUUUUUCGAAGAAUUUUUCGAUGUCGAAUAUUCCAUGCAUAAAAUGGAUUCUGCAGCUAUAAUUGACUUUCCAGCUGGCGCCAUGGAGAAUUGGGGUUUGAAUAUUUACAAGGAUGCUUAUUUGCUCUAUGCGCUUGACCAGAAUAAUGAAAGAGAACGUCGUGGCGUUGCUCUUACGUUGAGUCAUGAGUUGGCGCAUCAGUGGGCUGGCAACUUGAUCACCUGCGACUGGUGGACGAUGGCGUGGUUGAACGAGGGAUUUGCGACCUAUCUCUCUUACCAGGGGAUGGAAUACACAAAUCCAGAGUAUGAGGGACAGAAAGCUCUGCAAUAUGACUGCAUCAUGAAUGCAAUGCGAAAUGACAUUCUCGACAAUUCCCACCCGACCGUCCUUCCCGACAAAGGAAACCCGUGGGACACAAUGACCUACAAUGCAAAUUUGGUUUAUUCAAAGGGAGCGGCGUUGAUGCGUAUGAUGGAAGGAUUUCUGACUCUGGGAACUCUGCAGAAGGCCCUCCAGACCUAUAUGAAGGCAUACUCAUUCCAAGCAGCCAAUCAAGAUCAACUUUUUCUAAUUUUAACUGGACAAGCUAACGCCGAUGGUCGCCUGCCCGUUGGUUCCACUAUGAAGGGAAUUAUGGAUACGUGGACAUUGCAAAAGGGGUUUCCUUUGGUGAAAGCUACUCUUAAUAACAACGCUGUAGUUUUGACUCAGGAGGAAUACAGACCGGACAAUGAGACAAGAAUUUACUUUAUCCCAAUUGCUAUAGCCUCUCAGAGCUCUCCUAACGUUGAUAACACACUGCCACAGUUCUGGCUAUUCCAGCAACCAAAUGGAAUCCCGAUUACGCAUAAUCCUGAUGAAUGGUUUGUUGCCAAUUCUGGUGGCACAGGUUACUACCGAGUGCAGUAUGAUGCUGUGUUAACGCAGAAAAUUCAAGACCAAUUAGUUGUAGAUCAUGAAAUCAUCAGUUUAGGAAGUCGUACGCAGUUCAUAGAUGAUUAUUUCACCCUGGCAUUCGCAGGUCGUGAGGGUAUUGAGGCAGCGCUUGGUUUCACCAAGUACAUGGACAAAGAACAAGAAUCAUCCGUUUGGAAUGCGUUGACUUAUCACUUGCAAAUACCCAGACGGCUCAUGCUUGGGCGACCAGAGUCUGAAGGAUUUAAGGACUACAUGCUUGCGAGAGUAUCAUCAGUUUUGACCCAACUGCAAAAUUCAAGUGAUGUGAACGUUGGGGCAGCCAAUUUAUUCUAUGUCGCACUGGUGGAUGCAUCCGUAGCAUUUGGUAACCAAGAGGUCUACAACUUGGCAAAUCAGUACUAUACUCAAUGGCAACAAAAUCCUGCUGUGAAUCCAAUUCCUCCAUUAUUGAGAAGAAACAUGCACUGUGCUGCCGCACGGGACCUAAACGAUGAGAAUUUCAUGUUUGCUCUAAAUGCUUUUAUGGGUCAAUCGGCGUCAUCCAGAACUGAGAUUAUCCAGGGACUCGCAUGUCGCAGUGAUCCGGCCACUCUUGAACUCUUAUUGGGCGUGACCACAGGGACAACUGCGGAAAUCCCUAGAGAAUACUCGCAGGCAGUAAUUACUGCAAUUGCUGGAGUUUAUGAGAACAUUGGUAACAUGAUUCCCUUCCUGAUGAACAACUUUGACGCCAUUUCCGAGUACCAAGGGAGCCAGAGGUUGAUUGCCAACGCUAUCAGAGACCUUUGUAAUCUACAUUCAACCAGCACGGAAAGCAGCAUUAUCAACACCUUCGUCACAAUGAACCGAAGCAAGUUCACAGAUCCCGCAGAUCUUACAAUUAUUGACAAUGCGCUCGUUACUUUGCGAAACAAUAUCGCCUGGAUGGAAGCAUUUGGAAAUCCCAUGAACACGUGGUUUAACAACAACAAAAAUAACUGAUUGAUUUGAAAGCAUUGAAAUUACCAGCUACUAUAUUAAGUGUACAAAUUGGCUUCCCAUUCUAUACAUUGUAAUCUUCAUGAAUUGAGAUUAAAUGGGUUUUAUUGCACCAAGCGAUAA
This is a messenger RNA of Folsomia candida, 3057 nucleotides long. RefSeq names its product aminopeptidase N. Bases 115 to 2937 code for a protein of 940 amino acids. Gene Ontology annotation, biological process: peptide catabolic process; proteolysis. The record is from RefSeq and is a predicted model, not a curated record. Gene Ontology annotation, cellular component: cytoplasm. NCBI's taxonomy places the organism in Eukaryota, Metazoa, Arthropoda, Collembola, Entomobryomorpha, Isotomidae. Gene Ontology annotation, molecular function: zinc ion binding; metalloaminopeptidase activity; peptide binding. The transcript is spliced from 21 exons.